This is a messenger RNA of Drosophila grimshawi, 589 nucleotides long. RefSeq names its product mitochondrial fission 1 protein (gene Fis1). Gene Ontology annotation, cellular component: mitochondrial outer membrane; peroxisomal membrane. The transcript has 5 exons. Gene Ontology annotation, biological process: autophagy of mitochondrion; mitochondrial fission; peroxisome fission. Gene Ontology annotation, molecular function: protein binding. NCBI's taxonomy places the organism in Eukaryota, Metazoa, Arthropoda, Insecta, Diptera, Drosophilidae. The coding region runs from base 142 to 588 and encodes 148 amino acids. The record is from RefSeq and is a predicted model, not a curated record.
CGCAUAUCGCACAUCGUUGAUUAUUUUCUCAUUACACCACAUAACGCUGGGAAAAUUUCGCACAUAUACAUAUAAAUACAUAUAUAUAUAUGCGCACGUAUACAAAGUACUUGGACUUUUGCAGCUCGUGAACAACAAACAAUGGAGGAACUGUUAAACGAUGUGGUGCCCCAAGAAGAUCUAGAGCGAUUCGAAAGGAAAUAUCAACAAGAAAAUAAAGUUAAUGGCGAAGUCUCAAUUGAAACCAAAUUUGAAUAUGCUUGCUGUUUGGUGCGAAGUCGCUACACCAAUGACAUUAGAAAGGGCAUUAUGAUAUUGGAGGAUCUGGCUCAUGUGCAUCCGGAAGGAAAACGUGAUUAUAUCUAUUAUCUUGCAUUUGGCAAUGCACGGAUUAAAAACUAUACCGAGGGCUUGAAAUAUUGCAGAGCAUUUCUCGAUAUUGAGUCGAAUGAUCAAGUUCGCGCUUUGGAGGAGCACAUCAAGAAACAGAGUGACAAAGAGGUUGCCAAGGGUAUGGCUGUGGCUGGAGGAGCUGCUCUGGUGCUUGGUAGCAUCAUAGGACUUGGAAUCGCAAUGGCUAGAAAGUAAA